Molecule: messenger RNA, 883 nt
Organism: Limanda limanda (common dab)
Lineage: Eukaryota; Metazoa; Chordata; Actinopteri; Pleuronectiformes; Pleuronectidae
Product: transcription factor BTF3-like
Exons: 6
Coding region: 63-557 (164 amino acids)
Cellular component (GO): cytosol; nascent polypeptide-associated complex
Source: RefSeq, a predicted model, not a curated record
GUCCUCGCUCCUUUCUCCGAACGCCUGUCUGCGGUGGAACCCGCGUGUUUACACUCUCACAGAUGAAGGAGUUCAUAAUGAACCAGGAGAAACUCGCCAAACUGCAGGCGCAGGUCCGCAUUGGCGGCAAGGGGUCGGCCCGUAGGAAGAAGAAGGUUGUGCACAGAACAGCUACAGCAGACGACAAGAAGCUGCAGUUCUCCCUCAAGAAACUAGGAGUCAACAACAUCUCUGGCAUCGAGGAGGUGAAUAUGUUCACAAACCAGGGGACGGUGAUCCACUUCAACAACCCAAAGGUUCAGGCCUCCUUGGCGGCCAACACCUUCACGAUCACAGGGCAUGCUGAGAACAAGCAGCUCACAGAGAUGCUCCCAGCAAUCCUCAACCAGAUGGGAGCUGACAGUCUCACCAGCCUCAGGAGAUUAGCAGAGACCCUUCCCAAACCAGGUGGAGAGAACAAAGCCCCCAUGGUUGCUGCUGAGGAGGAGGACGAGGAUGAUGAGGUUCCAGAUCUUGUUGAAAACUUUGACGAGGCUUCAAAGAACGAGGCAGACUAACAAACACCAGUGAACAUUUCAAAGCUCCUCUUUACUCAUUACACUUUGACACGGCAGCAUUUCCCCCUCUCUUAUUCCCCUGUGGCUACAAGCAAAACACGCAUUUUAAUUGUAACAUUGACAAUUGGGAUAAAUCAAGUAAAAUUUACUUUUUAGGGCAACUGUUACUGAUCAUUUUCCUCAUUUUGCAGUACAAGCGAUAUUUAAAUUCAGUGGAAUGUGCAAACCUUUUUCUUUCUCACACUGCCUCUCCGACGCCAUGAUGCCCACACAUCAUAAAUGUAUUGUUGGAAUAAAUCCUGUAAUAAAGAUUACAUUAAAAUCGA